This is a messenger RNA of Phalaenopsis equestris, 1805 nucleotides long. RefSeq names its product E3 ubiquitin-protein ligase At1g12760-like. The transcript is spliced from 5 exons. The coding region runs from base 134 to 1309 and encodes 391 amino acids. The record is from RefSeq and is a predicted model, not a curated record. NCBI's taxonomy places the organism in Eukaryota, Viridiplantae, Streptophyta, Magnoliopsida, Asparagales, Orchidaceae.
AAAAAAAAAUCACAGGAGUGUUGUGACAUGCUCGUUUCCCCGCGUCCUUGCCCAGAGAUAGAGCAGAUUUUCUAGGGUUUCCUCGGCUCAAUUCGUAUCUGAAAUUCUCAAUUUUGUACUCUCUUCGUUCCAGAUGUCGGCAACGAGGACGCUCAAUCCGCUUGCUGCCGCAAUUGACCCCGUGCCGCUGCUCGGUGCACGGGGCGGAGGCGGGGACGAGCGCGGAUCACGGCCGUCGAGGAGGCCAAGCUUGAGGGGGGCAGCGCGGUUUCUUUGGAGGACAAGAAACCGCCGAAUGAUGAGGGAGCCGUCGAUGCUGGUGAGGGAGACGGCUGCAGAACAGCUGGAGGAGCGUCAGGGCGAUUGGGCUUAUUCUAGACCAGUGAUUAUCCUCGACGUCCUGUGGAACAUGGCUUUUGUGGUGGUGGCUGUUGGAGUUCUGUUCAUGAGCCGGGACGAGCGGCCUACUAUGCCGCUGGGGCUGUGGAUCGCUGGGUACGCACUGCAGUGCGUGCUUCACAUGAUAUGUGUUUGUGUGGAGUAUCGGAGGAGGCGUUCGCCGCGGCAAAUGGAAUCCGGGCACAGUGGGGAUGGGAGCUUGAUGGUCGGGAGUCGGUCUACCUCUGAUCUAGGCUCUCCAAUUGAUUUAGAGGGAGGAGUGGGAAGUGGAAAUAAUGCUUUGGAGGAGGUUCAGGAUGAAGACGGUACAAGUUUUGACUGCAGCCUAGCAAAACAUCUGGAGUCUGCCAACACGAUGUUCUCAUUCAUAUGGUGGAUCAUUGGUUUCUAUUGGGUGUCUGCUGGAGGCCAAGUUUUGACUCGUGAAGCUCCUCAACUUUACUGGCUCUGCAUUGUAUUUCUGGCAUUUGAUGUGUUCUUUGUUAUUGUCUGUUUUGCCCUGGCUUGCAUCGUUGGCAUUGCUGUUUGCUGCUGCUUACCGUGCAUCAUUGCAAUUUUAUAUGCUGUCGCAGAUCAGGAGGGAGCAUCAGAAGACGAUAUCUGCCACUUACCAAAGUUCAAAUUUCGAAGAACUUUAGGUUUUGAAAAACUUGGCGAAAUAUCAAGAUCUUCUGGAGGUGUAAUGACUGAUUGUGGAGAUCCUCAUCACGAGAUUGCUCUUUCAUAUGAGAAUGCAGAGUGCUGCAUCUGCCUGUCUGCAUAUGAUGAUGGGGCUGAACUGCGUCAACUUCCUUGUGGUCAUCAUUUCCAUUGUUGUUGCAUCGACAAAUGGCUUCGCAUAAAUGCCACCUGUCCUCUCUGCAAAUAUAACAUUAUAAAGAGCAGCAACAGACCGAGGGAAGAAGUAUAGAAGGCAUACUAUGCUGUCUCUUUUCCCACUUUUGCCCGGCUGCUGCUGCUGCUGGAAUUAUUGGCUCCUUUCAUCCUUGCUCUUCUUUCUGUACGCAUUUUUGUCAUUAGGCAUAUGUUUUUGAUUUCAGCCGUGGCUUUUUACUCUAGUUUCUGGUCUCUUAUAUUUGGGUUUCAUUUCCAUCUUUAAAUCGCUGUUUCAUUGGAAUUAUAUGAAAGGAAAUCGCUGAGUUAAAGAUAAAAAUCUUUCUCAUCGAGAUUUAAAUGCCUUGGAGUCAUGUUGAUAAUUUGUAGUUUCUGUCCUUUGGUUUGAGUAGAAGUUAAAUGAUGUUUAGAAUGGUUGGUCAGCUUCAUCUUUGGAAAGCUAUUAUUAUUAUUAUUCCUUUUUAAAUGGUGAGAAAGUAGUAGCAGAAGUUGUCCUUCUUUUUCCAGACCAACAUUUCCAGGCCAUAUUUAUGACUUCUUUUCUUUCUUUGUUUAUUGUUAUUAUUAUUAUU